CCUCGCCGCGCCCCUUCCGCCGCUGUGCCGCCGGCCCCUGCCCCGGCACGGCCUCUUCUCGCCCUUGCGGCCGCUCCGUCCGUGCUGCUUCGCCCCUGAGGCCCGGCUCGGCUGCUGGCGCGGUGUCCGGACCUGUUGGGCUGUGUCCCGACAGCCGCGCUUGGCAGCGGCGUUGCUGGAGCCGGUGAGGUAGGAUGGGGAAGAGCUGCAAGGUGGUGGUGUGCGGCCAGGCCUCCGUGGGGAAAACGUCCAUCCUGGAGCAGGUUCUGUACGGGAACCAUGUGGUCGGCUCCGAGAUGAUCGAGACUCAGGAGGAUAUUUACGUGGGCUCCAUUGAGACAGACCGGGGUGUGCGUGAGCAGGUUCGCUUCUACGACACGCGAGGCCUGCGGGGCGAUGGCAUGGAGCUUCCCAAGCACUGCUUCUCCUGCACGGAUGGCUACGUGCUGGUCUAUAGCACUGACAGCAAGGAGUCCUUCAAGCGAGUGGAGCUCCUCAAGAAGGAGAUUGACAAGUCUAAAGACAAGAAGGAGGUCACCAUUGUGGUUUUGGGCAACAAGUGUGACCUUCAGGAGCAGCGCCGUGUGGACCAUGAUGCAGCCCAGCACUGGGCCAAGGGUGAGAAGGUGAAGCUGUGGGAGGUGUCUGUGGCCGACCGGCGUACGCUGAUCGAGCCCUUCAUCUACCUGGCCAGCAAGAUGACCCAGCCCCAAAGCAAGUCUGCUUUUCCCUUGAGUCGCAAGAACAAGGGCAGUGGAUCCAUGGAUGGCUGAGCCUUGUUUUUCCCUUUCCAUUGCCACUUCCUCACCUCCCUCUUUCCCUUACACAUCCCUCCUGCUCCACUUGUUUGGUGUCACGAAGCCUCUGGGAAACAUGGUGGCAGGAGCAACAGGCAUCCCAGGGCUGGGGAUGGUCUUUGAGAACGAGAGAGGUGAGCCAUCUCCCUGCAGCCGGGCCAGGGCUCGCUGUUUUCACUGCCCAGUCCCUGCAGAUGUUGGAGGUGUGUCAUGAUUUGACACGACAGCCUUUUCUGGUAAGGGGGAAGGGGCUGUAAAGAUGGCUCCUGUAAGAAGUUGCUCACAACUCUCGCCAGCUCUGAGCCAGACCCACUUCUGGGGCUGAGCCAAUUAAGACUCCUCCACAAUCACUUUUUAAGAAGGAGCUGGAAGAGGAGGUUUCUUCCUCCAUCUUUUUCUUUCUUCUGCCCCUUCUUCUUCUUCUGGCUGGUGGUGGUGCAAGGAGUAGGGACAGUGAGAGAAACAACCAUGCGGAUUCCAAGGUCAGUGAUGAAAGAGAGGAGGAGGUGUGCUGGAGCAGAGACUCCCCUGAAUUCUGCAGAGAGAACUGGUGAAGCUGAGGUUUGUUUUCAUGUCUUUAAAGACCCUGCAUCAGAGGUAGAGACUCAUUUUGAUAAUGAGCCCGCAUCAGGGGCAGAGACUCAUUUUGCUGAAGCUGGCCCUGGACCAGGAGCAGCGAUUCGCUUCAUUAAAGGCCCCGAGCCAGGGACACUGACUAUGGCCAGAGGAGGCCAUGUCCCUUGGGGGUGAUCCAACCACUUCACUGCAGACCCCGAGCCAGGGGAAGUGAUUUUCUUCUUUAAAACUAUGGCUGGAAAAGGCCGUGUCCUGAGGAAGUGACACAAUAUCCACAGCUGUAACUGUGGGGAGGAACCCACGACAAAGCAACUCAUUAAACUUAUGCCCAGAAGAGGCCUUGUCCCGAGAGAGACUCUGCUCUCUGUAACUGCAGAGACUGCAACUGUGGCAAAGAAUCCACACCUGAGAUAUUCACCAAGGACUGUGUCCCUUGUGAGGGACCCUGUAUGGGCAUAAGCUGCAGCUGCUGGGAACAACCCACACCAGAGAAGUUUGUUAGGGACUGUGUUCCAGGGGAGGAACCCCGUGUUGGAUCAGGAGAAGAAUGCCAGGAGUCCUCAUCUGAGAAGACAGAAGCAGCAGAGCACAUCUGUGAAAGACUGCCUACAUCCCCCAUUCCCUGCCCCCCUGAGCCGUUUGGGGGGAAGGAGGGAGAGAUCUGGGGAGCAGUGAGCUGGGCCCGGGAAGAGAGGAGGGAUGGGAGAGGGAGAUCUUAAAGUGCUGGUUGUAAUCUUCUCAUAAUCCUACUCCCUUUUUGCUUUUAUUCUGCUCUGUCUCUUGUAGAAUAAACUUUCCUACUUUCCUCUCUCA
Colius striatus (speckled mousebird) is the source of this 2186-nucleotide messenger RNA. It is a transcript of the gene NKIRAS2, whose product is annotated as NFKB inhibitor interacting Ras like 2. Lineage: Eukaryota; Metazoa; Chordata; Aves; Coliiformes; Coliidae. The transcript is spliced from 3 exons. The coding region runs from base 195 to 773 and encodes 192 amino acids. Gene Ontology annotation, biological process: canonical NF-kappaB signal transduction. Gene Ontology annotation, molecular function: GTP binding; GTPase activity. The record is from RefSeq and is a predicted model, not a curated record.